AUGUUGGCGAGCGUGUACCGUCGUCCCCCUCCCCUUUCGCUCCCUUUUCUUAUACCGCGAUGCGUAGGAUGCGCAAAACGUAGUUAUACACAACAGCGCACAGCACGAACAGCUCGUUCAACGACCCAACAAACUACAACCAACCCUUCUCCUUCUGUGCAAACUAAGAAUCGUAACCUUCCUCCCUCGGGUUCAAAUGUCCAAGAAAAGCCAAAGAAGGCUUCAGCAGCCCCUGAAGCGAAUGAAAAGGCAUUUUUGAAAAUACGGCAAGAACAAAGUGUUCGAGAAAUGGAGUCAAGUGGGUCUCAGUUGGAUUUGUUACGAAUGUCGUUGGCGAAGGGUAUUGAACCUUGGGGUGCGAAGACACCACUUAUGGAUUUGCGAAUACCUUCGCGCCCAACAAGUUUUCGUGCGAUCAAGGAAAACAUGAAGAACAACCUGUCGAAUAUGCUUAGGUCCGUAAAUCUCCCAUCCAUGAAUCCAAGCGCCUUUCAAUUUACUAGCAUGCAUCGCCUUGCAACCGACUUUGCCUUCCCCGGAAUAAUAACAAAAUGGCGAAUAAGCCCUCAGCUCUUUCGCGCGAAAUCUACCAGCGAGAAAGCAUGGGUCGCACCAUUCCGAGAAGAACUUUUUGAGCUCUACAGACGUGUCAACGAGGCAAUCGCGUCCGGCGACAAGAAAGCCAUAACUAAAGUCACUGCCUAUGAAUACCAAACCCACGCAUUCAAGCUCCUCCAGCGCAACCUUUCUCGUAUACCAUCAACAGGGUACACCAACACCUGGAAAUUUCGUCCACUUUCCCCGGUCCAAAUUCUCUCUCUCCGCGCUUUCCCUAUGUACACCGCAGCCGAAGAGCCGCGGUACGGCAACCGCAACGUCGUCCAAGCACUCGUACGUUUCGAGUCUAUGCAAAGUCUCACCCUUCGCGAUUCCCGUGAUCGGGUGCUUUUGCCGAAUGGCGUGGUUGCACCGGAAGGUUACGAACCGGAGCCGAGGAGAGUAUUGGAAUAUUUGAUUUGCGAGAAUAAGAUGUUUUAUAAGGAUGGAUGGUAUGUUAGGGAUCAGAUGUUUGAGGGAAUAAAGCCAAAGUUCAGGGAUGUUGGUCGUUAA
Fomitiporia mediterranea MF3/22 is the source of this 1110-nucleotide messenger RNA. RefSeq lists its product as uncharacterized. The transcript is spliced from 4 exons. NCBI's taxonomy places the organism in Eukaryota, Fungi, Basidiomycota, Agaricomycetes, Hymenochaetales, Hymenochaetaceae. Gene Ontology annotation, cellular component: mitochondrion. The record is from RefSeq and is a predicted model, not a curated record. The coding region runs from base 1 to 1110 and encodes 369 amino acids.